Caenorhabditis elegans is the source of this 906-nucleotide messenger RNA. RefSeq lists its product as uncharacterized. The transcript has 6 exons. The record is from RefSeq and is marked reviewed. Lineage: Eukaryota; Metazoa; Nematoda; Chromadorea; Rhabditida; Rhabditidae. Bases 9 to 758 code for a protein of 249 amino acids.
ACCCAAAAAUGACAAGACCAUCAGCACCUUGCCUCACUGCAGACUACUACACAUACUCCACAUAUUCACAGAGAGAUGACUACUACGGAGGAUUUGAGCCGAAAAACAAUAGCGGCCAGGAGUACAAUCCGUCGUCGGCGCCGAUGAGAAGAGAGCCAGAACAAGGAACAUCUGCCAAGAGUCAGCGGGGAUCUGGCAAAGAGGAGUCCUCAUCUGCCCAUUGUAUUUCCUUCAUCUACUGUGCCCUUGCCAUUAUUGUGAUUGCUUUCAAUGCCUUUAUGUAUUACAAUGGGAUCAGAAACAAGUUUAUCCUAUACGUCUCGGCAGUAAUGGGUGGAAUUGUGCUGACAAGUCUCAUGAUGCACAUUGGUAUCAUCCGCCAGCAGCCAUUUUUCUGCAUUCCAUUCGUUGUUUUAAGAACUCUUGAAACAUUUGUCAGUGCCGUCUUCUUGACGGCUUUUACCUAUGCGCUUAUCAAGCCGGAAAGUGAGCUCUUCAUGUUUUUCCUGCAGUGCACAAAAAUGGGUGCACAACUUGUUUCUACACAUUUCAAGCUGGAUUUGGUAGAUGCCACGUUCCAAUUGUGCAUUGUCGGCUGGUGCCUCUCACUAACAUUCCUCUCAGUCUCCGUCUACGUCUGCCGUGUGGCAUUCCACUGCACAAUGUCAAUCGCUGACCAAGUUCGGUACAAACGUUAUCAGCAACACGUUGGCACGUCCCAGGCACGGUUUGCUGGAGACGAGUUUUAUUGUGCGUAAGGGACCAGGAGUAAUAUUUGAAUUCUGGUGUAAUAUUUUGAGCAUCUCGAAAUAAUAAUUCAUAUUAUAUUAAUUCUAAUGCUUUCCGUCACAUUGUCAAAUACUGGUCUGAUAAAUGUAUUAUUUUUUCUUCCAAUAAAUUUCAUAA